This is a messenger RNA of Trichoderma harzianum CBS 226.95, 1020 nucleotides long. RefSeq lists its product as hypothetical. The coding region runs from base 1 to 1020 and encodes 339 amino acids. The transcript has a single exon. Lineage: Eukaryota; Fungi; Ascomycota; Sordariomycetes; Hypocreales; Hypocreaceae. The record is from RefSeq and is a predicted model, not a curated record.
AUGGCUACAAUACUGACAUAUUUAUCUUAUGAAGUCGAAGAAUACAAGACAGAGCGGCCACAGAAAGAGGAAUCAGCGAGUGCCUACGAAGACAAGAACGAUCGCAUCCUAAAUCUCAAACUGGAACGCAAUGAGACCCAUAUGGAGCAUUUACUACGCAAGUGGUUUGAUGAAGGAGAAGAUUGGUGCCAACAUAUAUUAGAAAAUCGCGUUGACCCGCUCAACAAAUGGUUCCAUGAGACACACCCAUUACACUUCUCUGAGCCAAUAUCAACACACUGGUAUCACGAGGCUCACCUAAACGCGUCAGACGUCCGCUCAUCCGCCUUUUUCUCGCAAAAGUUUUCCCCGCACAAGCGUGAUCGUCUUCAGAUCAUUGUUAAGUUGACUGAAAUUCAUCUUACUCCCGAGAAUCCAAAAUACCUGUGUGACUCAUGGAAAACGGAUGGCCUUCUCAACGAACAUAUUGUGUCUACAGCUCUUUUCUGUUACGACAGCGACAAUGUCACGGAUGGUUAUAUGUAUUUCAAUACUGUGAUUGACCGACCGGAUUUAGAGCGCAUGCGACGCGUCGACAAAUUUGAUGCUGAGCGAGCAUACGCCUUCAAGCCAGCAGAAGGAGAGUUCCAGACUAUAGGUCGUGUUCUUAUCAAUACUACUAUGGCCGUCUUCUAUCCCAACAUCUACAGACACCACCAGGGAUCUUUUUCGCUCGUCGACCGCUCUCGGCCAGGUCAUCGCAAGAUACUCGUGUUGCAUCUUGUUGAUCCAGCCAUCCCCAUAAUAUCGACAUCCAACGUACCGCCACAGCAAUUCCACUGGUGGACCGAAUGCAAAGCUCAUAAUGAGGGAUUACAGAUUAUUGAAAGGUUACCGCCGGAGCUGCAGGUAAUGGUGAGCAAUUAUGUGGAUUUCCCGAUCGACAGUGAGAAGGCGAAGGAAAUUCGAAAUGCUCAUCGGGUUAAUAGGGUAAGGCUAGAGUAUCCUAUAGUAUAUGAGGAUCAAGAUGAUGAGGACUAA